Caenorhabditis elegans is the source of this 1080-nucleotide messenger RNA. RefSeq names its product UPAR/Ly6 domain-containing protein (gene lurp-2). The record is from RefSeq and is marked reviewed. NCBI's taxonomy places the organism in Eukaryota, Metazoa, Nematoda, Chromadorea, Rhabditida, Rhabditidae. The transcript is spliced from 8 exons. The coding region runs from base 1 to 1080 and encodes 359 amino acids.
AUGACUAUGUUUUCAAAAUUUGAACUCAUUGUAUUAUUUUAUGGGUUAUCCAGUCUUACCGUAUUGAUCGCCGUCAAAUGUCAUUUAAAAAAUUGGUCGAUACAAUCGAACGAUGAAUCCUGCGAAGGAGACUUUUGUAUUGUAAAACGGGGGACUAGCACUUCUCCAACCGCUAUAACACAAACUUGCAUUAUUGGUGCAAAAAUGCCAUCUUACAACUGUUCAUUGGAUGUUGCCGAUGCAUUGCAAUGCUAUUGCGGCACUGACUUCUGUAACGAUGUAAAUUUGCUGAAAUCUAACUUUACUAUUUUACCAACUAUUGAAUGCAAAAAAGUAUUGUCGGAAGAGUAUAAACCAGCCGCAUGUAAUAAAUGCAAAUGGACUAUCGAUUAUAUAAAAUACGAUGGCAGUUUGAGCGACAAAUUUACAGACGAAACUGUGAAUUGUGGUGAUUCUGGGGAGUCAGCAGAUAUCAUUUUCGAUACCGACAAUGUCAUUUUUGAUCGAAUUGGUCCAAACUUCUUUUCUGACGCUUGUUAUAAUGUAACAAUGAAUCCCCAACAAUACACUGUGUAUUGCAGAUGUUCAUAUCCAAAUUGUAACGACCCAGAGAAAGGGCUACCCUAUCCGUUCUCUCCGCCUACCAUUACAUGUUACACAAGUGGAUACGAUGGAAGAGUUAAUAAUGCAAAAUAUGAUACUCCGAAACUUGAUUAUUUCACAAAUUAUGAAAAUCUAAUUAAAAAUGAGAGCUACUACGAUGAAGGAAUACAAUGUCGAGGGCACUUCUGUUUCAUAACUAUAGUGGACCAUACUUCUUCAAAUAAUUCAUACUACAAAGGAUGUAUUACAGCAAAUGAACAAGGAGAACAUCGGAUUCAGCUGGGACAUUCAUACCUGAAUGAUGUUCCAUAUUACAUUUGUGACACGGAUUUUUGCAAUCUGAACAUUGAAACUACUCUGAAAGUGGCUACAAACUCUACAGAAGCCAGAGAUAAUUCAUCAAAAUCAAUAGAAAAUUUAAAUUCAUGUCUCUUGAUUUAUAUUCUGCAAUUUGUAUUUUCAGCAAUGGUCGUUUAA